CUGUUUUUUUUUUUUAAUGCAACUUUAUCGCAAAUUAACACUUAAUGUAAACCAGAUCUAAUAGUGCCAUUAUAUUAGCUACGUAGUAGCCAUGUUUGAAAUCAAAGAACUUGUAAAAAUGCGUAAACAAACUGCGAUUACUGGCUAAAUUGCUGCUAAAGAAGUUCAUAAAUUUCUUUGGUGUUUAAAGAUGAUGGAAAAGGGGUCUAUUGUUAGAAGACCAGCAGAGAGAUUUUUGACGAAUGGAGAUUUCGCAACAUCAGGUGUUCCUAUUGUUUGCGUCACUGCACAAGAUUAUCAUGAUGAUGAAAGUGAUGAUGAACUGCUUAAUAUUUUACCGCUUCCAGCAUCAAAGUAUAGAUACUCCAAAUGGUCAGAACUUGAAGAUACCGAGAUUACAUCCAACAUGUUAAGAACACCUCGGAUACGAAAACCUCCAAGUGGUUUCAAAAAAGACACAAUAUGGAUGCUGGAAGAGCAAGAACGAGCUGCACUGGCAGAAGAUGGGGAAUUACCUGACCGGUAUCAAGCCGUACCUAAGAAAAAAAGAUGGGGUCGAGGAAAGAAGAAGGACUACCAAAAUAAAUUGGAAAAUUGGGAACAGUGUGAGUGCGUAAAUUUAUCAUACCAAGACCUUGGCCACCCUUACCAAAUGAAAGAGUUUUUAAAAGUUUUGCGAAAACUUAUUCGUGCUGAAAUGAUUGAACUACUGGAAGAUUCAUUAUCUGAUCUUUCAACUGUGUGCUUUCCCCGAUGUAAAUAUUUAUACCUGCAGAGAAAUCAGUUGAAGAAUCUCAAGAAACUUCCUAAGUUGACCAUUAUUGAACAUCUUUCAUUACAACAAAACAAUAUCACGAAUUUGAACGGUUUGGAAGCAUUGAAGCAGACGAGGCUAAAGUCGUUGACAUUGAAAGAAAAUCCUGUAUCGCUUCAACCUUCUUACAGACAAAGCGUGUUCGAUAUACUACCUAACUUGCUACUUCUGGACGAUUUACCUCGAUUACCCGCAGACAUGAGUGAUGAUAUUGCAAGAUCAUGUUGUAUCACCUAGCCUUGGUGUGUCCUUCAUUACUCCUGCAUUGAAAUGUUGGUAGAUACUAAUGCUCAUUAAGUGGAUGAAAGAAAGAAAACUCGCGCGAAACCAAUGCAUUGAUGAACACGCAGGAAAUGUGGAAGAUGUUUUAAAUUUCAAACUUGUGAGAAGAUUCCCUCCUGUCAAAGAGCAAAGUACAAGGAUAAAAUAUGUUAUGACUCAUCGAGAACAUUAUCGAGUACAAAUUAUGUGCACAGUUGUUAAUUUGGUAUUCUCGUUUUCACAUCGUGAGUGAAAAAUGCGCUGACUGUAAUAUGAGUUGCUGUGAGAAAUUUUAAAACAAAACUGUUAUAUUUUAAUUAUUAUUGACUGUCAUACAAGCAUCGUGUCAAAAUAGAAAUCUUUUCAACCAACAUGGUUUCCAGGUCCCCUACUUAAAUCUUGGUGUCAGAAAACAUAAAGGCUAACGAAGGCUUAUAUUUAGAUUUUUUUUCUGAAAAGGGAAACUGUCUCAGCACACACACAGAGUUUUUUUUGGAAAGAAAAACUGCACCGAUUUCAGUGUAAAUCGUAUUUGCUUGAAUCAAAGAAAAAAAGGUUGUUUAUUUUUUUCGUGGCGUUGGUGAUGCGAUGAGUUCUCGAUCUUUUUUCGUGAGAAGUCUCUAUUACAUAAAUUUGUAUUUUAAUACAUUGUAGAUAAAUUGUAUAUUUUGAAUAUUUUUUGUAAAAAAAAAGUGAUAUAUAUGGUUCUGGAAA
Messenger RNA from Hydractinia symbiolongicarpus, 1789 nucleotides. RefSeq lists its product as uncharacterized. Lineage: Eukaryota; Metazoa; Cnidaria; Hydrozoa; Anthoathecata; Hydractiniidae. The record is from RefSeq and is a predicted model, not a curated record. Gene Ontology annotation, molecular function: protein binding. The transcript has 8 exons. Bases 191 to 1051 code for a protein of 286 amino acids.